Molecule: messenger RNA, 1200 nt
Organism: Wasmannia auropunctata (little fire ant)
Lineage: Eukaryota; Metazoa; Arthropoda; Insecta; Hymenoptera; Formicidae
Product: hsp70-Hsp90 organizing protein 3-like
Exons: 5
Coding region: 229-939 (236 amino acids)
Molecular function (GO): Hsp90 protein binding
Source: RefSeq, a predicted model, not a curated record
UUUACGUUCGCGCGCAUGCACCCACGACGUCGGGAAACGUCGGGGUGGACAUGACAGGUGCUCGUCUGCUCCGCACGACGAUUACAUUCGAGAAAACACCCCGAGGACGAGCCCUUUAGGACGGACCCUUGGGGAAAUUAAUCGAUCGACGACGUCACUCACCACUUCAUUGUCGCGAGAGAGUCGUUCCUCAGGUCUCUCCUACUUCUGGAAAACCGGGAAAUACUAAUGAAUGAAGCUAUGAAUGCGCAGGAGGCAGAGGACUUUACUCCACUUAAGGUGGAGCACCUUAAGCAGCAGGGAAACGCAUGUGUUAGGGAGAAGAAGUACCAGAAGGCAAUGCUUCAUUACUCACAGGCAAUCAAGCUGGACCCAAAAAAUUAUUCUCUCUACAGCAACAGAUCCUUCACCUUCCUAAUGCUGGAACGGUAUCGCGACGCCUUGAACGACGCUCUGAUGACGAUUCGACUGAAGCCUGACUGGUCGAAAGGUUACUUUAGGAAGGGCGAGGUUGAACUGAAACUGUCCUCCUACAAUGAAGCGCUUGAAUCUUAUAACAAGGCUCUGUCCCUGCAACCAAACGAGCCUAAGAUUCUAGAGGCGAUGAACAAAGCGUCCAGGUCGUUGAUUAAAGACAGAAGAGCUGAUCAACAGAUCCCGUGGCUCGGAGCUGGCAUUGGUAUUAUAUUAGGAGUCGCAAUCGUGAUCGCCGACUACGUCUUUACAAAGCCCACUCUAACGCAUCCCCUGUUGAUGGCGUUGUUAACGAUGUUCAUAGCUGUACUCGGCUUUGGCAUCGCAAAGGGAAUCCGUUACUUCCUAAAGCACCAAAGAAAAUCAGUCCUGAUAGGAGACUUUCCUCACUGCUUGCUAGAAGCCAACGAAUUGGAUGAUAUCUACGUAAAAGAAAGUACCGAUACAAAGAAAAAAGUACGAUAAAGUACAAGUAUGAGGCAACGAUUCUGCAAAGAAAAAUCAUAGCUCUUUUUGAUAAUUUAUUUCAAAACAAUAAUUUAAAUUAGGAAAUACAAUAACGUUUCGACGUUAUUAAUAUAUAUAUGUAUGUAUGGGCGGACAAAACUACUUUUUAACUAUGACUAGAUUUAUCAUUGAACGCUGCUAUAUUGUUUUGAAAAAAAAUUGGCAUAUUUUAUAUAUUUAUUUAUUGUAUAUUAUUUUAUAUAUGUUUUAUAUUAUGUU